GCGAGGGAGCAGGACAGAGCCGGUGGGAGGCCAGCGCUGCCAGGGAAGGACAGGCAGCCCCAGGACAGCAGGACUAAGGUGGCAAUAAAGUGACGUGGUCUCUCUCUGGCAUGAAGUGAAUCCAGACUAGCACCAACACCUUGACCCUGGGUAAAUAGCAAGCACCAUAGCAUGGCCCCAGAGAUGGGACAUCAUGGUCCUAACUGCUUCCCCCAAACAGGGACAAGAGAUUUGUCAUGGACUACACGCUGGAGACCAGCCAGCUAAAGCAGAAGCUUCUGAAAACCGUCUACAGCCUCCAGCUGAAGUCAUUUAGCACACUGCAGUCAGCCAGCCCGCUGCUGCACAACCAGCGUGGCAUGGGCAUGGUGACCCAGCAGCAGGUCCACCAGCUCACAGAUAAGGCCAAAAGCCUCUGUGGAGAUCUGGACAACAUCAAGAACCUCCUCCACUAUUGCCAGGAUGCCUUGGUGCGGCAGAUUCCCAACCCCACCGGCAGCCGCUAUGGAGGCGUCAGUGGAAUCCAUUGCUCCCUGGAUGGCUCCAUCUAUGUGAUAGCUGAGAGUGCUCCCUGGGUGCACGUGCUCAGCAGCACAGGCCACACACUGCACUCCCUGCCCUGCCAGCAAACGGGCAAGGGAGGCAGCAUUUUCUUGCCAGAAGAUGUGACUGUGACUAGGAUGGGAAUGGUGGCUGUAGCUGACGUGGUGAACGAAGCCAUCUGGGUCUUCAACCCUCACACCAGCCCCUCCAAGGGGGAAUGGGUAAAGAUCAGGAAGGUUGGUUCCCCCAGGGGUAUUGGGGUAGACUCCACGGGCAAGAUCCUGGUAGCAGACUAUGCACAAGGCCAAGUGCACAGCUUUGCUCUGGACCAUGCCUUCAGGACCCUCAAUGCCCACUCUGUCCCCAGCCUGCAGGGACCUCGCUACGUCAGUCCGGUGCCCGGCGGAGGCUUUGUGGUGAGCGAGGAGUGUGGAGACGUCAAGGUCUUCAUGAGCAGCCGUAAGCUCCUCUGCUCCCUCAGCAGCAAAUAUGGACACCAGUUUGGCAACCCUGCUGGGGUCUGUGUGGACAGGGAUGGCAGCAUCCUGGUGGCAGAUGAGCAGCGCCGUACAGUCCACUUGUUCCCAGAGCAUGGAGCUCCCGUCUGCCUGGUGUCCGCAGGGCUGCGGAGGCCUGCUGGCGUGGCUUGCUCCUCCUCUGGGCACCUCUUUGUGGCAGACACAGUGGAGAACUGUGUCAAAGUCUUUAAGUACUGCGUGAGGCCCCCAUACAGAUCCACCAGCGUUGGGGCAUCAUGUGCUGAGCCCAACCAAACACACAGGAGGGGAGGGGCGGUGGUUCCCCCGCAGCCCCGCUGA
This is a messenger RNA of Ficedula albicollis (Collared flycatcher), 1361 nucleotides long. RefSeq names its product NHL repeat containing 4 (gene NHLRC4). Gene Ontology annotation, molecular function: translation repressor activity; ubiquitin protein ligase activity; protein binding. Gene Ontology annotation, biological process: proteasome-mediated ubiquitin-dependent protein catabolic process; negative regulation of translation; protein polyubiquitination. The coding region runs from base 237 to 1361 and encodes 374 amino acids. The record is from RefSeq and is a predicted model, not a curated record. The transcript has 2 exons. NCBI's taxonomy places the organism in Eukaryota, Metazoa, Chordata, Aves, Passeriformes, Muscicapidae.